Molecule: messenger RNA, 2469 nt
Organism: Macrosiphum euphorbiae (potato aphid)
Lineage: Eukaryota; Metazoa; Arthropoda; Insecta; Hemiptera; Aphididae
Source: the annotation of a GenBank genome assembly
AUGGAUCAUCUGCAUACAAUAUUGGACAACACUCCUGGUCAUGUCAGACCAGGGAAUCAAGUUGACGUAAAUUCAUUUUUAUCUGCUCGAAAUCAAGAAAUACAAGCUUUGCUCAAAGAAAUUCAGACCCCAAAAAAGUGCAAUAAAAUGAUAUUUCAACGUCUUCCAAAAAAAAUGCGCCGCCGAGUUAUGAGCACAACUGUAAAACGAAUGCCUAAAGAUUUAAGAGCUGCUCAUAAAAAAUCUAUUGAAAAGCAAAUCAAUAAACAUGUGAGGCGUAGAAAAGAUUAUAGGCGUAAACCCAAAAGUCUGCGAUUGGACUAUAUGAGACGUCAAAAAAAUGGAAAAUGGCUGGAAACUCAUGUAUGGUUUGCAAAACGGUUUCACAUUGUACUUAAGGAUGGAUAUAAAUUACCUAAAAGCUCACAUGAUAAAACUUAUCGAGCCUGUUACAGGGCUAUAGGAAAUCACUGUUUAGCACAGGAUGUAUCUUACAUCAGUUGUAUUGAACUAAGAGGACCCUACAGUCAAAUAAUAGAAGGUUUAAUGCACCAUGUUAAUCAAGAUUGUGGACGUACAUUUAAAGCUAAGUGCUAUGAACAAGGAACUAGAGAAGGAACAAUUUGCAUGUACAAAAAUGGUGCUUAUCCUUGUGGAGCUAUUGGUAGGGUGUCAUUUAUUUGGGAUACUUGUGUUCAAGACAAAAUAAGAGCCGUGUGGAUUUGGGCAGAACCUUCAAUUUAUGCACAGUUAGCAAAAGAAUUACAAAUUACAUUUAAUUUAAAGCAAAAUGACUUAGAUAUUUUAGAGUCUGAACCUCCAGUUCUAAAAAAGCCUAAACUUUUAGAAAUUAUAAAAAAAUCAAAGAAUAUAUCAACUCCUGCAGUACAAACUCCUACUUUUGUUAAUAGUGCAAUGAAAAUGACUUUAUUAAAAGAUUCUUUGAAUAGGCUAAGACUGACAGGACCAUUGUCAAAUAGUGUUUUGAGUCGUGUCCUAUACCCUGCUGAUUUGGUUAAUUCAAACAGUCGUGUUAAUGAAAACUGGUGGUCAUCACAUUUGAAAAAUCUAAAUAAUUCUAUUAAUAUCCAAACAAAACUUUGGGAAUCUUUAAGUGGAGCUGAUAGACCAGAAUCAUAUCCAUCAAAUUGUGUAAUUGGAUUUCACACAGUAGAUCCAAGGCUGGUGUUUCCAAUGAAAAGAACAAAAGCUUUGCCUAAUUCGAAAGAUUUUCUACUAGAAGAAGACUAUUCUUUUAAACUACCCACAAUAGCAAGUGUUUCUAAAAUUUGGGAUUUAAAGGUUCGAGAUUGGUCUACUCAGAAUAAGAUGCCCAAUUGUGAAAUGAAUAUGUUACGUAGUAAUUGUAUUAUUAACGGCAAUGACAAAAUUGCAUUGGAUAAACACUCAAUGUCUAUUAUACCAAUUCUUUUAAUUCAACGACCUGGGCAGUGUCAUCCAAUUACUAGACCAGGUUAUGGUAGUGGCUGGGAUAUUGUCUUACCAGCUGGAUGGGCGAUGCCAUUUUGGUUAGGUCUUAUUAUGAACGGAUGUCAACCUGGAGGACUACGAGAAACUACAACCAUGGUACUAGAACGAUGUUUGCCAAGACCAGACGAACCAGAUACUGAUGCUGGAAACCUGAGAGCUAAGUUAGUAAAAGAAGAAGCAAUGAAAAAAUACUUUAGACUUCCUCCACAAAUGCGAGUUAAUUACAUUAAGUUAGGUUUUCAGACUCCAUUUCAUUGUCCUUGGGACAUUCUCUGUAAUGAAUGGAUGUUAGAUUCUAAUAAUACAUUUGUAUUGCGAAAUAUCAAAGUAUUAACUCAGCUACAAAAUUUAACUUUAAAUUUAAAAGAAAUAAUUGAUGUGAACAAUUUAAAGUCUGAAUUCACUGACUUACAAACUUGUUUAGUACCCAUUAGGAUUGAGUUAUCGCAGAAAGGCAUUCUAAAACCUAAUUCACACUUGUGUUUACCAACUCUUGAUGAUUUAAGUAAUGUUGGAGACAAAUCUAACUUGGGUCCUUUAGAAAAAAUGCACAAAGAUUUGAAUGCUUUCAAGCGUAAGAUUUAUCGUUUGGAACAUAGAAAACUAUUGAGAUCCCUGAGACGUAAACGUGUGUUAGAAAAGAAAAAGAGAAACAUUCUCUGCAAACGAUUCAAACGGAAGGUAUCUCCAACAUCACAAAUAGUCAAGGAAUAUUUGAGCCAAAUGAAAAAGUUGUGGAUUCCUGAAGAACAAACGCCCUUAAAGCACAGUUGCAGUCGUGUCAUUUUGGGUUUCUCAUGCAAUAGUCAUUUUAGUUUUACUAAAUCCAAAUAUGUUGGCAUUGGUUACAUGCCUGGCCCUGCACUAUUGGAGUUGUUUAAUCUCUGGUCAGAGUCUAAAACAAAUUUACCAUAUGUACUUGUUCGAAAUCCCAGUACUAAUCAGUAUAGGUAUGCUUUUCUUAGUAUAACAAUUUAA